AUGUCGCCAAAAUCGACUCUCCCCAUCGACGUCUUUCCCACUUGGGCACGUUUCAAUGACGUGGAUUUUGUUAAUGCCAAACUACAAGAAAUGGAUGGAAAGGGAAUUGGGCUAGCCGCCGUUAAUAGCUACGACUUGACUGAAACAGCAGCUGCAGAGGAUGAAGGCAAUGCAAAAGACUUGCGGCAUGGGGAAGCUGAAGCCUUACUGCGAAUCCCUCACGAUCUGAUUCUCUCAGCCUCCACAGUUGAGGAUUACGCCAAGGUUGAUCAAAACUUCCGCCAACUCAUGGAGUCUGUAGGGCAUAAUUCGACACGGGGUAAUAUUCUGCUUUACCUCUUGGCGCAUCUUGUUCUGUCUGGUCGGGAUGCAUCGAGCCCGAGAGGCCCUGCGUCAACACCAUGGACAGAGUAUCUAAAAUUCCUGCCUCGUGACGUUCCUGUCCCAACAAUGUGGUCGGAAGUUGAGCGAGCUCUUCUCCAAGGCACAUCGCUAGAGGCUGCAUUGGAAGCCAAAUUCUCAUCUCUAAGUAAGGAAUUUGACGAUCUGACCGAGAAAUCGUCGGUGCUGCCUUUUUGGAAUUCCUUGUUUUGGGAGAAGGGAAUGGUGACCAUCCAAGACUGGAUCUUGGUUGAUGCAUGGUACCGAUCACGUUGUUUGGAACUACCUCGAGGGGGAGACGCCAUGGUCCCUGGACUUGACAUGGCCAAUCACUCGCACCAUCCGACCGCUUACUACGAUGAAGAUGACAAGGAUGAUGUUGUUUUGCUAGUACGACCUGGGACAAAGGUGUCGGCGGGGGAGGAAGUGAGCAUUUCGUACGGAGAGAAAACCCCCGCAGAAAUGCUCUUUAGUUACGGGUUUAUUGACAGCGAGUUUGCUGUCGAGGGGCUCAGCCUGCCCGUGAAAGUACUUCCUGAUGACCCAUUGGGUAAAGCCAAACUUCACAUCUUUGGCAGGUCACCCUCUCUCAAAUUGUCUCGGUCAGAUGGGGAAAUAAAUUGGCAAUGCCCCUUUGCGUACCUAAUGUGUCUGAAUGAGGAAGAUGGCCUCGAGUUCAAAGUCCUUCAAGGAGAGGACGGAGGGAGGGAGCUAAGGCUUCUCUGGCAAGAAGAAGAUGUGACGGCUCAGGUAGGCCACUUUGAAGAUCUCAUCAAAAAUCACACCCUCUGCCAAAUCUUUAGGCUUCGAGUGGUUUCUGUCUUGCAUGAGGUGGUGUCCAACCACCUUGUGGAACUCUCCUCCGAAAUCUCCCAUGAUCAACUUGAGCCAUUACGCCUGGAUGGGCUCGUGAGGGAUAGCCGUCUCCAAGCAGCAGAACAGCUCAGGGCGAUUGAGGCUGGUGUGCUGGAAAGCGCUGCUGUGGCCAUGGAUAAACAGAGGACCCAUCUUUUUGCGGACGACCACGUGGUAGCUUAUCUCGGAUCGAUGGAAGCUUCUCAAAACAGACAAGCGUCGGGAGAUGAAGCCAAUGAUGAGGACGAUUUUAGCUGA
Fusarium venenatum is the source of this 1494-nucleotide messenger RNA. NCBI's taxonomy places the organism in Eukaryota, Fungi, Ascomycota, Sordariomycetes, Hypocreales, Nectriaceae. The record is from RefSeq and is a predicted model, not a curated record.